UAAUCAGAGACGUGACCGAUCGCCUAAGCGGCUAACAAGCCGAUCAUUGGUGAAGAGGAUAAAAGUAAAAUAAAGUAAUGCUACACUAGCAACCAGCUAGGCAACAAUAGCCCAUAUUGUCGCUCAGCUGGUUGCGUAGUGUGGCUGUCACCUGUGGCAAGUCUGCGCAUCAUAACAAAGCUGAACAGACUCUGGGAUUUUGAAGAUUUAAGUGGAUUCAAGGCCACAACGUGUCUCAGACUGCACACACAGGUGGAGCUCUAAUGCUUAACAGAACAGCAUUGCUAUAAGAAGAACUCAAUGGAUCCACUCUGGGGAAACUUGCACAGCUUCUCUGCCAGAUGACAACCCAACAACUCCAAAAACUAAUGAGAAAAUUAAAUCUCGUGAUUAUUCACUGGCCAAUACCUGUGUAGUGAAAUUCAACAAACUCAGUUGGCCAAUAUUGCUUUCUACUUAAAAAAAUUAUAUUUUUUUUAUAAUACAGUACUGUACAGUAGUUAGGAAGUGUUAAUCAUGGGAGUGAAAGGUCUUUGGAAACUGAUAGAGUGUGCUGGAGUACCGGUUCCUCUUGAAACCUUAGAGCAUAAAAUUUUAGCUGUUGAUGUUUCUAUAUGGCUUCAUCAGGCAGUCAGAGGUUUCAGAGGUCCAGGAGGAGCUGCUGUUGCCAAUGCACAUCUUCUGACGCUGUUUCAUCGGAUAUGCAAAUUACUUUUCUAUCGUAUAAGACCUGUAUUUGUUUUCGAUGGAGGUGUUCCAUAUCUAAAGAAGCAGACCUUAGCUUCCCGUAAACUUAGGCGAGAUGUUGCUGCCGACAAAGCUAAGCUUGUGCGAGAACGCCUGCUUAAAAAUCUGUUGAAAAGUCAGGCAGUCCGUAAAGCUUUGGGAAGGACAGGCCCUGGUCCAAGCCUUGCCCAUGUACCAAGACCUCAGAAGAAAGAAAAGGAUAUGUUUGAACUCCCACCACUUCCUAAGCCAGAGAUGGAUGAUAGUGUGACAUCUGUAAAAUCUGAAGAUUCUGAAGAUGAGGAUCAAUAUAUUUUGAGAAAUUUAAAAUUACCAAACCUUCAUCAGUUUGAUUUUGAGAGUAAUGAAUUCAAAUCGCUAAACAUUGAGACACAACAUGAAAUCCUUAGUGAACUUCAGAGUACACGAAAACAGAAUUCGUGGAACCGUAUCAAUGAAAUGCCUAAGGAGGCAGAAAAUUUUGCUGAAUUUCAAAUGGGCAGACUUAUAAAAAGGCGUGAUUUUCAGGCUACUUUAGAUUCAACACGGGAUGAAAUCCGAAAGGUGAAAACUGCUGAAAUGGAAGCAGAAAUGUUUGGGGAGUUGGAGAAACAUGUCAGUCUGUCUCAACGGAUCAUAUCUGAAGAUUCUGCCCAUUCCAUUCUAGUAAAGAAAAUAAAAGAUGAUAAAAAAGAUGAAGUCUUGGUGAAAGAAGACAAAGAUGAAGUCUUGGUGAAAGAAGACAAAGGUAAAUCACCAAUGAAAAAGAAACAAAAGUCAUUUGGGAAGGAUUUUUUGACAGAGUUGGCCAAACAGGGAAUUGUCAGACCACAAGAUCAUUCAGAUUCUGAUUCUGAUGAUUUAUGUUAUCCACCAAGAAAUUUAAAUGACAACAGCUUGAGUGAAAUGGAAGAUGGGGGACAGAAUUCAAUUGAUAUUGAGGAAGAAGGUUUUUUAAAUGUUGUUGGUGCACUUUUAGAGAACAGUGGCUUGACACAGGAGGAAAUUCUUGCCCUCAUAAAGCAGGACAGCAAUAACCAGAGUAGGCUAAAGAGUAAAUCUGGAAGUGAAGAUGGACCAUCGACAUCAGAAAAGGCUCCAGGUUUUGUUUUUAACCCUGAUGCUGAUUUGUCAUCAGAUGAUGAAGACUUCAUUGAAGUUUCAGAAACUCCAUCUGAAAAUACAGGUAUACCCAAAAGUGAUGAUGAGAAGGUGGGGAUAGAACAAAUAGAUGGAAACAAUAUAGAUAAGUUAUUAGCAACAAAGAGUGACAGCCUUUGGAUGAAGAUCAUUCAUCAGAAAGUGGAUGAUUUGGUACACACAAAUUCUCUUAAGUCGUCCCCCAAAAAGGCUGUUUUAGACACUAGAAAAUUUGGUUGUCAAGAAGUUAAGAAAGAAACUUAUAGUCUUGAUGGUGAAAGUUUAAAACCUGUUAAAAUUUCUUUAGAUUUUGAUGUCAAACCAUUGAAAAUGGAAGAUGAUAUCUUUACAGACAUCUUUACUGAUCUUAUUCACCAACCUAAGAAAAGUUUAAUUUCAAAUCCUGUAUCUGUCAGUAACAAUAUAAAAAAUAUAAAAAAUGGAAGUGAAUAUAUUAAACCACAAUGUGAGACUCAACCUCUUACUUGUACAGAAAACUUGAGUAAAAGUGGCAAAACAAGUGAGGGAUUAUUAGUUUCUAAAACUAAUUCCAAGUUGGAGGACGAGUUCUCAGUCUCUGCUGGUACCUGUAAUAAUAUAUCUACCUCAGAGAAACACAGCAUUAAGGAAAAGCCCAAAAUAGUACCAGUGUGUAGUAGUAAUCAAGCAUCAGAUGAGCCCCCCAAGAACAUUAUGGAAGUUAAUACUUCACAGAAAGAGAUAACGGUACAAGAACAUGUAAGAUUAAAAAUUAAAGAUAAGGUAAAUACUGCCUCACAAGGAAACAAGAGUGAGCUUAACAUAGCCCAUGAGGUUGGGGAAGAAGAUGCAGACGAUGUAGAAAUCAUGAGCUCCAGUGAUGAUAGUGAUUCUGAUGAAACUCCUACAGUCAUUAGUCAACAUUCAGAAGUAGGAGAAAAGGCAGGUUCAAAUAAGACUUGUACAGUUUCACCAACAUCAGACACCAAACAAAUGCCUUUUACUUGUGAUGCUGAUGACAAUGACUUUAUAGAGGUGGAAGAAAUAUCGACAAAUAGAAUGAAUACUGAAAUUAAUUAUGAAAUGAAACAUGCUCACAGUGAUGCAAAACCAGAGAGUAAAACAAAUUUGGGAUCUGAAAUGGAACAAACAACUAAAGAGUAUAAAUCACUGUCAGUAGAAGGUAAAGGUAGAGUUGAGGAAGAGCCUAAUAUUGAAAGCAGACAUAGAACCAGCAGUGAUCAACAAGUAAUGGAUAUAGAUUUAACAACUAAAAAUGAUAAAGUAGUGGAUUUGGUGGAAGAAGGAACAAAAGUUGAGAAUGUUAUGGAAGUUGAGAGACCCUUGAAUUACUCUGAGGAUGAACUCAAACACCUGGAGGGGGAACUUGCAGUAGAACAAAAGUCUCUUAUAGCACAGGCUCAGAAAUCUGAUAGAAUUGCCUCGAAUUUGAAUGACCAAAUGUAUGGAGAGUCACAACACCUUUUGCAGCUCUUCGGUAUACCCUACCUUGUAGCUCCAAUGGAAGCUGAAGCACAGUGUGCCUUUCUUAAUGCUGCUAAUCUCGCUGCUGGCACUAUAACAGAUGACUCUGAUAUAUUUCUCUUUGGGGGUAACAAGGUAUAUAAAAAUUUCUUUAAUCAAACUAAACACGUUGAAUUUUUCAAUGUAGAUAAUAUUCAAGCCAACAUUGGAUUAAAUCGAAACAAAAUGAUCACCUUGGCCCUCCUAACAGGGAGUGAUUAUACUGAAGGUGUUGAGUCAGUUGGAGCAGUAACAGCUAUGGAGGUCCUUGUUGAAUUCCCUGGUGAAGGUAUCGAGUGUCUUCGAAAUCUUAAGAAAUGGUGGAAUGUUGCUCACAAAAAUGUAACAUCUUCUUACAUUUCAAAAGUUAAACAAAAGAUGUCUCAAGUAAUGCUCAUGGAAUCCUUUCCAAAUGAAAAGGUUUAUGAAGCAUAUCUGAAACCUGAAGUGGAUGAAUCUAGAGAAAAGUUUACCUGGUCUGUUCCUAAUGUAGAAGCUUUACGUACAUUUACAAUGGAGAAAUUUGGUUGGAACCGAGAAAAGGCUGAUGAGAUCUUAAAACCAAUGAUGAAGAAGUUGGGAGUGAAAACAUCUCAGAUGAGAAUAGAUUCUUACUUUACAAAUAUUAAGCUUGUAAAAGAAUCAAAAGUAAUCAGUAAACGAGUUCAAGAUGCCAUUGCAAAGGCAAAAGGGGAGUCACCACCAAAUUCUGGAACACCAUCAAUUAAAGACAGAUAUCGGAAACCCUCCAUUAGGGGCAAGUCUAAGAAGAAAAAUGCGAGAGAUUCCGAAGACUUACCGGGUAAAGUUAUGGAAAAUGGCGUAUUAGAUGAAGAGGAGCAUCCAGAUACAACCCACAAAUUAACGCCUCCUAAACCAUCGAGAACAUUAUUGAUAGACCCAUCGGAAAGUAGCAGCUGUGUACCUGAGCCACCUAAAGCAAAGAGAAAACGUAAAAAGAAGUCUGAAGAAUCUGAAACAAAUGGCCCUCAACAGUCCUCCGCUAUGCAUGAUAAUGAAGAGGAUUAUCAGCCUCCUAGAAAGCUAACAAAAGAAGUUAUGUAUAAAGCUUUGUUAGAAAAGGAGACUAUCAGCCAACGAGAUUCUGACCAGAGAAAGAUGGAGGAAAGGAAAGCAGCUGCAGCACAACUAUUGAAGAAACAGCGUGAGUUAAGGAAAACGCACAGGUGAACAUAGUACAAAUACCCACCAUUGUCCUUCAACACUUAAAUGGCAAGGAACAUGAGACAUCCAAUGAUGUUGGCCACCAUAUAAUGGUCAAGGAGAACAAACACAGUAAGCUUGGGGCCCUAUUCCAGACUUUUAACUCUUGGUGUCCUAAAACAACCAGCUUGGACUAAAAUGCAAGGAGGCCAUGUAAACUGUAGUGUGACCCCCUGCCAGAUAUAAAAAAAAAGUGCAGUACAGUAUACUGUACUGUACAUUACUGUUCUGUACAUGUAAUCGCACACAGUACUGUGGUUAAGCCAUGUCAAAGAUUUUAGCACCGGUAAAUUCUACUAGGUUAUUCUUGUAAAUUAUAAUUAUGGGGCAUUUCUAAUAUUAGUCAACCAAAAUUAUAUAAAGAAAAGAUUAUUCUGACUAUACUGUAUAUAGUAUCUGUAAUCCCAAAAUAUGAAUUAUUAUGGUAUAAUGAUUUGGAAGGCAAAAUGUAUAUGAACUUUUGACAAAUCAGUAUGAAAGUGUUUAUUUUGGUGAUGAAAUUAAAUUGUGGAUAUUUCACCUAAGGGUACAGUACAUUAUUUGUUUUGACCUUUAUUUCACAACAGUAAGUUGUUCCAUCCUAAUCAAGUUUUAUUAUUAUUUUUUUAUAAUGAAGUACAGGGGACCCCCAAGUUCGCGGAUUUUUAAUUCAAGGUUCUCUGUUAUUCGCGGAUGACACCCUGGAUGUACCCAUGAAUGUCUGUGGGUAGUUUUAAAGUUGCCAGCAUUUUCAAGGCCGAGACAAGGCGUCAUUCGUUCUAGAGACAGUAAUUUCCUUUACCUGUAUUGUAAAUAUGUGUGUGUGUAUGUAGACACACACAUAAAACACAUACAAAUAAAUAAUAUGUAAUU
Molecule: messenger RNA, 5445 nt
Organism: Homarus americanus (American lobster)
Lineage: Eukaryota; Metazoa; Arthropoda; Malacostraca; Decapoda; Nephropidae
Gene: mus201
Product: DNA excision repair protein ERCC-5-like
Exons: 2
Coding region: 517-4560 (1347 amino acids)
Biological process (GO): nucleotide-excision repair
Cellular component (GO): nucleus
Molecular function (GO): DNA endonuclease activity; single-stranded DNA binding
Source: RefSeq, a predicted model, not a curated record